Messenger RNA from Ceratosolen solmsi marchali, 1483 nucleotides. It is a transcript of the gene Pka-C1, whose product is annotated as Protein kinase, cAMP-dependent, catalytic subunit 1. The transcript has a single exon. Gene Ontology annotation, cellular component: nucleus; cAMP-dependent protein kinase complex; cytosol. NCBI's taxonomy places the organism in Eukaryota, Metazoa, Arthropoda, Insecta, Hymenoptera, Agaonidae. Gene Ontology annotation, biological process: protein phosphorylation. Gene Ontology annotation, molecular function: ATP binding; cAMP-dependent protein kinase activity. The coding region runs from base 348 to 1409 and encodes 353 amino acids. The record is from RefSeq and is a predicted model, not a curated record.
AGGCAAGGGAAAAGAAUUAGUCAGUAUCGGGAUGGCGGAGUCAAUAAUAUUACGAAGGGAGCAACAUUGAUAUAUUUACUGGGGAACAUUACCGUCUUCUUUUUUCUUUGCUUCCUUUUCAAAAAGUCGCGAAAUUCGUAAGAUCAAUAAUUACUGAAUAAUUACAGAAGAAAUAGUCCUUGGGAAGUGCUAGUCUGAGAGUAGUGAAAGAGAUAGAUUUAUAGGAGGCUCUCUUAUUAUUAAGAGGGAGCAGAGUUUGCCAGCUACAAAGUUAAUAAAAAGCUACCGAAAUUCUGAGAAAACUUGAUAUCCGUGGAGCCCUAGCUGGCUCGAGCGGCUCCAAUAAGAUGGGCAACAAUGCCACAAGUUCCAAUAAGAAGGUAGAUGCUGCAGAGAGCGUCAAAGAAUUCUUGGAGCAAGCAAAGGAAGAGUUCGAAGAAAAAUGGAAGAAGAAUCCAACAAAUACAGCAGCUCUUGAUGACUUUGACAGGAUCAAGACCCUUGGCACAGGUUCUUUUGGAAGGGUGAUGAUAGUACAACACAAGCCAACCAAGGAAUAUUAUGCUAUGAAAAUCUUGGACAAACAAAAAGUUGUUAAACUUAAGCAAGUUGAACAUACUCUUAAUGAAAAAAGAAUUUUACAGGCUAUAGAAUUUCCUUUUCUUGUUUCUCUCCGCUUUCAUUUUAAGGAUAAUUCAAAUCUUUAUAUGGUUCUAGAAUACGUACCAGGUGGUGAGAUGUUUAGCCAUUUAAGAAAAGUUGGCAGGUUUUCGGAACCACAUUCUAGAUUUUAUGCUGCGCAGAUAGUUUUGGCAUUUGAGUACCUGCAUCACUUAGAUCUUAUCUACAGAGAUUUAAAACCUGAGAAUCUCCUGAUUGACUCACAGGGUUAUCUCAAGGUCACAGAUUUUGGCUUUGCUAAGAAAGUCAAAGGUAGAACGUGGACACUUUGUGGAACACCUGAAUAUCUUGCUCCAGAAAUUAUUUUAAGUAAAGGCUACAACAAGGCUGUUGACUGGUGGGCCCUUGGAGUUCUUGUGUAUGAAAUGGCAGCAGGUUAUCCUCCUUUUUUUGCCGAUCAACCUAUUCAAAUAUAUGAGAAGAUAGUCAGCGGCAAAGUUAGGUUUCCAACACAUUUUGGUUCAGAAUUAAAAGAUCUUUUACGUAGUCUACUCCAGGUGGAUCUGACCAAGAGGUUUGGUAAUUUGAAAGCUGGAGUUAAUGAUAUCAAGGGGCAUAAGUGGUUUACCAGUACUGAUUGGAUUGCUGUCUUCCAAAAACGAAUCGAGGCACCGUUUAUACCAAGAUGCAAGGGACCUGGUGACACUAGCAAUUUCGAUGACUACGAAGAAGAGAUAUUAAGAAUCUCAUCAACAGAAAAGUGCGCCAAGGAGUUUGCUGAAUUUUGAAAAGUUAUUAGAUUACAAAGUUAAUGCAAUAUCAGCUAUCAGCUGUACUUAUUAAGGAGUUGUAGAACAGAGGA